AGCACACACUCAUUCAUAGCCACAUGCGCACCUUUAACUCUGUGGGAUCACAGGUCUCCUCUGGGCUUCUGGUUGUACAUCAGUGUAUAAACGCAGAUAUACCAGCAUGACUGCUUCUUUCUGUGUCUUUGUGUGCGUCGGGGUAGAAAUAGGCCAGUCCCAUUUUAGUCACUGAGAUUAGGAAAGGGUGUUUUCGGGACUCAAGUGUCAGGGUUUGAUGAAGAGCUAAAAAUUACCAUGCAUCUCAUCUCUGAAUGCCAUAUAAACAGAUAGAUUUGAGUUUCAUGAGUAAAAUGUUUUAUUUUCUGAAUGAAGCUGCAGUGAAAUUAUUUUACUCUUUGGAACAUUUUGCUACAUGAGUAGAUUAAAAAAAAAUCCAAAUGCUUAAAUCAGUGACCUCACUUAAUCUAGCAGACAGUUUCAUGGUUCAUUCUUAACUGGAGCAUUUUUCUGCAAUUGUUUAAAACCUUAAAAGCAAUUUGAAAUUAGGGAUCAAGUCAUCAUAAAUAUUGCUGAAUGAGAUUGAAUUACAUUGGCAGACAAGCUGGAUCGUAAUUUUUUAAAAUUAAGUUUGGUCCUAACGUGAGUCCCUUAUUUUUUGUCAAUCAGAACAUUACAAUAUAUGAGAGCUGAAAUGCCCUGAAGGUACAUAUCUAUUUCGCAUUAUUUCCCUGUAAAUAUAACUUAAGUAAAUGUUUGCAUCAGCAAAUAUCAUAAAAGCAGCCAUAACAGAAGCUGGCAACAUUGUGUUUGAUUGGUUCAUGGUUAAAGCAUCAGAUUUUUAAAUGGUGUUUGGCCCAGUCAGGUACGAGAAAAAUCGUCUUUUUUAAGUUUACAAAGAUCUCACUGUAGCUUAAAAAUAUGUAAACAUCAUAUAUGCAGACGGUGCUGCAUUUCAGUGGUCUGCAUUUAAAAAUUUUAAAAACUUUUGGAUCUUAUUUGAAGAGUUUUAAAAUGAGUGUGGAUUAUGAAUUAAUACAUGUAAAAAGUGUUAAAGUCACUAUGGUCUUGGAGUUAAAUGUGUUUUGCUGCUCCUGACUAAUCUUGUAAAUGUAGUUUUAAAAAAAGAACCCUUUAAAAUCUAUGCAAAUUAAGCUGUUUCCAGUGCUCAGUGCGUCUGUUUGACUGUGUUUUGGUCCGUCGCUGCGUGUGUCCAUGUGAGCAUAGAUAGAAAGCAGGUCCCUUCUGUGUAUCACUCGUCUAUUUAUAGUGAGAACAAAUCCCAGAUAUGAGAGGAAUCCUCCUACCACUUACAAGGCAAAGAGAGAGAGUUAGUGAGUGUGAAAGAGGGAGAGGGAGAAGGAGAGAAAAGAAAGGAAGAGAAAGAGAUGGAGAGAAGACAGGCAAAUAGUGCGUGAGGAGUCAAAUAAACAAGAGCAGUGGGUGUAAAAAAGCAAGCAUCAGAAGAAAGAGUUGUUUCAUCGACUGGUCAGCGGACUCACCAGGUGGAUUAUGUCCAAACCUUCGACCAACGUUAAGGCCCUUCAGGCUAAUUUGAACAUCCCGAUGGGAGCUCUGCGUCCAGGGGCGGGACUUCCUGUCAAGAGGAGAGAGGACACAGUAGAAACAGAAGAGGAUCCUUCACCUCCAAGCGCUGCAGCCCAGUCACCAGAGGAGAAGAAAUUGCCAGGAGCAGUGAAGCUACCUGGGCCUGCUGUUAACCUUUCAGAGAUACAAAACGCCAAGAGUGAACUACGAUGGGUCACCAAGGAGUAACAUGAUUCUCCAGCCAGGCGGAGAGGAAAGCAGAUAAUCUUCAUAGACACAGACUUGCCCACUGACUCUGAAGAAUGGCAAAAUACAACCCCAAUCCCAACAUGUUUGGAGAUACUAAUGCCUCAGUUUUUAUAAACUCUCCUCCAAUCAGUAGUUUAACAGAAAUAUUUAUUUAUCUUUCCAAUUAAAUCAUAAUUUAUACAACAAUUUCAAAUAUUCUUGACAGUCUUGCUUCAGAUAAUAUAUCAUUUACCUGGACUUUUAGAAGUGAGUGACUUGUGUUACAAUUACAACAUACUGUUUAGCAUAUUAUCUGCUUUUCUGUUAAGUAGAUGGUUAAAAAGGACAUUUUAUUGACAAUGAAUAUAAAUUCGAGGAAUCCAUCUCAGCAACAAAUAAACUCUGUGGCGACACUUCAGCUGUUCACCACUGAUUUAUAUUGAUACUUUAUAUUGAUACAAUAAUAAAUGUUUCCUUUGCUAAUGUUGUAUGUGGGGUUUAAGGUCAGCUGUACUGCUUUUGGGGAGAAAUAAUCAUACGUUUGUUGUUUAUUGUGAUGUUUCCCAAAAUGUCUUGAAAAAACACUGCAAUAAAUCAAAAAGGUUCUAAAAAUCCUGUCCAAACUCGGUUUAUCACUUAUGCCUCCAUCUGUUAUAGCAAAAGACAACAGGAGUGCAAGUGUCUUAAUAUUACUGAUAGAUGCCGACGCUACAGUAUUGUUUGGGUUGUUUGUAAUGUUAACCGACUGUGUAAUAAGAAAUGAGAUUUCUAAAGACCUACAAGCUGGAUAAAUGAAAAAAAGGGUAAUUUUAGCCCAUUGCUGAGUGGGUUUAGGCCAAUAUGUCAUGUCCUAAUAUAGACUUUGAGAGUAUAAAUGUAAUGUGACUGUUAAAAUGGUGAGGCGCAACCAUGUAUCAUACACAACUAAAGUUUUAUGGAUAUAAAUUUAAUGUUACUGUGAUGAAAUAAAAAAAUUAUGACACUUUUAUGAAGUGUUUUAAGUGCAUAGAAAAACCACCAGAUCAUUUUAGCGUGUUUGCUAGUGACACAUAAAGUGUGUCAGGAAGGGGGGAUUUGGGGUUUAAGUUGAAAUAAGGGGCUUUAUGAUCAUGUUAGGACUUUCUGGGUGUUUGAUAAUUUAGCUAUGAUAAAACUUACUCAUAAGUAAUUGCUUUUAUGCUUAAACUUAAUUGAUUGAAAAUGCUUGUUUUGUUUUCUCUUUGAUUUUUUUUUUAGUAGAAUAAGUGAAAGGUGACAGAGUGUAGUAAAAGGUCAAUGUAAAAACAAAAUGCUUGCAGAGACAGAUAACAGGACGUUAAGACAGUUUGCUUGGAAACUUUGCACUUGCAAAAUAACAGUUUUUUUUUGUACAGGAUGUUUGUGAUCAGAUAAGAGAAGAAGAGAGCUUCUUAAAAGGGUGUCAAAAGUGCUGUUUACCAAAGUGAAUAACAUUGAAGAUUAUAUAUGUAUAAAUGAUUGUUUAUAAACACAUUGCAAUCGUGCUCAUAGGAGUUUCUACUCAGUCAUGUGGAGGUCAAAAGCUUAUAGGAAUGGCUUAGAGUACGGAGGGGUAAAUGCAAAAACACGCUUACACACAUAAAUAAUAAUUAGGCUAAUUCUUUUGAUUAGAGAGUCCCGAACAUGAUAGGUUGAACCAAGUUUGAAGAAUUAAGAGAACAAUUGAUCGACAUAAUAGGUUAUGGAGGCGUAGCAGGGAAUGAAGGAAGCGCGAGACCGUAGGGAACCAAUCACAGAAAGGGGGACCCCAAAAGAAGCACAGAGCACAGAGAACCACAGUUCCAGAAAAAAAGAAAUAUUUUUAUUGACUUGCUGGUUUUUAUUGGUUAACCAUUAAUAACCUCGUAAUCUUGAUGACCUUUGUUAUCCUAUUUUGAAAUGUUUCUUUUGUAUGUUCACUUUGUAACUGCUGAUUUGCCUUGUCCAUGUGCGUAUGUCACCUUAGCACUUGACAUUAGUCUUGCGACUUUGGCCUUUAGAAGAAAAUAUCAUCUUCCUGGUGGAGUUGACAGCUUGUGUAUAUUCACUAACAAAGACUGCCUAAGCACACCGACAGGACAUGACAGUAGUUUUCAGGGUGACAUAUUUAAAAUGGAUUAUAUCCUGGCUGAGACUUCUGGUCUUUUCAUGUGGGUGUCAGGAGAUUGGCAGUAAACAGAGUGUGACACUGAUUUUAAAAAGAAAUAGUCUGCUCAACCUGAAACUCUGACAAAACCAAAUUAAAACUUCCCGUUUACUGUGAUGGAAAAUGUAGCCUGGAGUGUUGUUUUCACAUUACUUGCAGCGCCUGAAGGGGGGGGAAUGAACUCUGGUAUCUCCAGCUGUAAUUAUUUUUGAAUUAUGUGCAUAUGUAAUAGGAAUUUUUAGGGGGUUUAGGUAGAACUCAGGAGCACGACAAUGCAGACUCACUUUAAUCAUGACCUAAACCUUCAAAUCCUACAGUUUGAAUGGGCCACAUACCACUGCAUUUCACUACAUAUCCAUCCUGACAUCACUGUGCCCUAUUGAAGACAGAUAAAUACACACACAGCAGCUGUAGCUAAGUUUAGCUUCCAUCGGGUCACGGUGGAAUAUUCAGAAACAGUGGUGUAGAUUUAACCACCAUAUGGGAGAAUCUGACACUAUGUGGGAAAGAUUAAAAAUACUUUGUAGCUUCAAAAAAACAAAAAAAAAGGAAAAAAAGGUGUGAGUCUGUUUUUUUUUCUCUUUGUGAGUAGCCCGUGUGCUGAAUUUUGAACUGGUGUAACCCUUCCAUAAAACAAACACACCAACGCAGACAAAUACACACUCACCUCAGAGCGUGAGCCAGCAUCUAUUCAGAGACAGCAAUCAUAACUCAGAGCAAAACGUACCCUGCAAGAUCUUGUAAAGUGUUCAAUAACGUGCUGUUUGCAUACUGAUGUGCAUUUGUUUGUGUAUUAGACAAAGAGUGGCACCGCGGAGUAUAGCUCAGCAUUAAUGAGAUGACAGUAAACACAUUAGUUAACUUGUAGCCUGAUGCUUCAUUAUCUCUCUAUUCUUUACGCUCACCAUCGCCUCCUAUCUCUGCAUAAAAAUAAUAUCAUGACAUCCAUCUGUGUGAUAUUGACAGACUGCAGGUCAUAAAAAGGUUAAAUGCCUCCCAAAAGGGCACGGAUAACUCUAAUACCAAAAGUCAUGAAGUACUUGUGACACUUGACAAAUCUUUGACAGCCUGGCAAAACUUCCGCAGGUUUGAUAUCUACCUCGCGCCGCAUCUGCCGAGUUGUGUCUGUGCUACUAUUCCUGUCACCAUGAGAGUGCAGAUUGGUGGCAUGCCCUGGAAUCUUGGUCCCAGACUGUAGCAGCUGUAUUUACCAAUGAGUUCAUCCACUGGGUUAGACACUAAAGCCCUGCCAGGCUCCCUCUUGGUCUCUUUGGGUGUGGGGUCAGGGUGUUUAUCCAUGCAUCUCCAUGCUCGCUGGUUGGUUGGUGUGUAUGAUUCAUGGGUGAUACUCCCUCUUGGAAACGGAGAAAAGGGCAGCAGACAAACUCAAAACCAACAGAGCCGGGGUAUCAGGGCAAGAGACAUGAGGGCUUUGGGAUGGUUCAUGUUAAAGUGCCAAAAAGGGGGCGGGCUGUAGCAUUGUCUGUGUUUGCAGGGGGCCAUUAUUAACCUCCGCAUCAUGGUGUCACAUGCUCUCUGCUGAAGGCAGAGAAGGACAAACACACAGAUGGAGAAAGCUUGCCAAAGGAGACUCACUCUUUCCUGCGCCUCUCAUUUCCUGCUUCUUGCUCUCCGACUAAUAUCCAAUUCUUUUUACACUUUUUUGGUGCCGGCUUGUCAGCAACCUCUUUUUUUGACUUCACUCUUCAGCUUUUCCUGUGCUUGCUGUGUUUAAUGUUUCUUCACCGUUGCUUCCUGGCUCCUUGCUGACAAAUCUUUUUUCCUUUAACUUGCUUUCACUUUUUUCAAAAGUUUCCUUAUCUUCCUUCCAUCAUUUCCACUCUCUUGUCUGCCGUCUUUUGGAUGGAUAGCUACUCUGUCCUCUACAGUUCUUCCCACAGAACCGGACUUCUCUCUGGCUUCCAGCGCCUUCGCUCACAGAGGAAGAUGUGUGAUGUUGUCUUACAGGCUGGCGGCAUAUCUUUUCCCUGUCAUCGCGCCCUUCUAGCCAGCUCCAGUGACUAUUUUUGGGCCCUGUUUGGAGAGACUACUGCAGAGAGAUUAGCAGGCUCCAUUAGCCUCCCUGCGCUAACACCAGAGGGCUUAGAUGCCAUUCUGGACUUCCUGUAUUCAGGUUGGCUCAGCAUCUCACCCUCCACACUUCCUGUUGUCCUGGAAACAGGCAGGUACUUGCAGGUGGAAACAGCUGUGGCGAUAUGCGAGCGUUACAUGACUGAUGGUUUAAAUGCCAAGAACUGCUGUGACUAUGCUAACCUGGCUGAGCGCCACGCCCUCUCAAAUGCACUUGAGGCUGCCAAUCAAACCAUUGCCAUGGAGAUGGGAAGCUUGAUACAAGAAAGCAGGGACGAUCUCCUGACGUUGAAUAUCGAAUCACUGUUGGCGGUUCUGGAUGCUGAUGAGAUACCUAGUGUUAAGGAGGUGGAGCUCAUAAAGCUGGUUCUGGAUUGGCUGGAUGAUAACGGGCCCCUCCCACUCCUGAAAUCAAAUCUUUUGUUGAGUCGUUUGCGCUUUGGAUUGGUCCCCCCGUCUGACCUCACAAAUAUCAGCCAUGCCCACAGAGCCAUGGCCACACCUUUAAUAAGGAGCCAGCUGACACGAGCAUCCGAGUACCACAGGCUCGGUUCAACUCAGCCCAUCAGGCAGAGCCGGCAGACAACGCUUAGAGCAUCACCCAAUUGCGUGCUUCUUGUGGGUGGUGGGUCCAGCACUGAUUGGCCAGAAAAGCAGGUGAUGGCGUUCGAUCCAAAGAGGAGGAGGUUUUCAUCUUUGACUUGUGUUCUUCCGCUGAGACUGAGAAAUCCCUGCGUAUGCUCAGUGGGAGGUUUCCUCUUUGUGAUUGGAGGAGAUGAAGUGAAAGAGGGAGAUGAAGAUGAGAAAAGGCUUGUUACUGUAGCAACAUCCAAUCAGGUGUGGCGGUACGAUCCUCGCUUUAGUUGCUGGGAGCAGGUGGAGUCCAUGCUGGACAGGAGAGCACAGUUCACUUGCUGCGUGGUAGAGGAUGUUAUUUAUGCUUUGGGCGGACGACACACACGACCAGACACCAACACACAUGCCUCUGUAGCUUCUGUGGAGUUUUAUGAUAUGGCCACAGGAGCAUGGAGGAAAGGGCCACCAAUGCCUCAGACACUUUACGGCCACGCCUCUGCUGUGCUUGACAACAGCAUCUAUGUGUCAGGUGGUGUUCCGGGUAACUAUAGUUACACUCAGGAUGAAAGCAGGGAGAGCAGCAGAGAGGUCUUCUUCUGGGAUCUUAAAGGCAGAGUCUGGGAAAAGAGGGCAUCCAUGUCCAUCGCCAGGUUCAGUCAUCGCUUGGCAACUGCUCAUGGCUACAUCUAUGCACUGCUGGGGAUGUACGAACCCUUCUGUGAUAUUGAACGAUACCAUCCACAGUCAGAUCACUGGAUGCGACUCAAGCCGCUUCUCACUGGCUCCUUCAACUACGGCAUGGUAUCCAUAUCAUCUGGGAAUCUUCUGGUUUUCGGAGGGAGAAGGUGGAGUAACGGGCAGGAGGUGGUUGUGAAGAGUGUGCUGGAGUAUGAUACAAAGAAAGAUUGCUGGAGAGAGAUCUGCCAGCUUCCCAGACCUCUCACUGGGACUGAGUGUACGCUGCUGCCUCUGCCAGACUAAAGAGCACAAAAAGUGAGAAAUGUAUUUUACAAGUGCUGAGAGCCAGUUCCUAAAGUGAGAAUUUCACUUUGAGUGGGUGUAAUAUGGUAUCAAAAUGCUGAGCAAAUGCUUUAAAAUCAACCACAAUGUAGUAGAUUUUACCCCCAUUUUCCCCAGGCUGUUCAAACUCUAGGUUUUGGGUACUAAAACACAGAAAUAAGGAUAUUGCUCAUAGUUGAGCAAUAGUCUUUGGGGCCUGUGCGGGAAACUAGGUUGGGGAACAUGAAAUGUUUACUACCUUGCAGCCCUUAACAACUUCCUCAGUUGUAAUACUUUUAUUUUUUAAUAUUAUUUCUGGUCUUUCUGGUCUAGGGAAAAAUAUCAAACAACUAGUUUUCUCCUACUAACAGCUAGCCUAAGGCGUGUUGUCUACACUUAUUUGCAUUUGACACAUGAAGGUGUACAGCAACAAAGCAGUUUGGUUAGCUUAGCAUAAGGCACACAGCCAAACACAGUAUAUAAUUUUUAACACUUUUAUGUCUACAUUGAUUAAAGAUGUACCCUAAGGUUUUAUUUAAUUCAUUUUAAGCUAGCUGUUUUUUCUGUUUCCAGUAUUUAUGUUAGGCUAGGCUAGGCUAACUUUCUUCAAGAUAAUCCAAAUAUUUCUGAUCUAGAGUUAUAUAAAAAUCCCAAACAAAGCUCAUAUCUUUUUCCUUAACCCUAAAGGUUUUAAAUAUUUUGUGUAAUAGGUGGAUAAAGGCUUUUCUCUGGUUUCAUUCUUUAAGAAACCUAGCAACUACUAUUUUGUAAGAAUUAUUUGUAAUGUCUGAACGGAUACACUCACCAAAGACUUUUUUAGAAACACCUUUCUAAUACUGGGUUUGGAUUCCUUCUGCCUUCAUAACGUUAUUCUUCAUGGCAUAGAUUCAACAAGGUGUUGGAAACAUUCCUCAGAGAUUUUGGUCUAUAUUGACAUGAUAGCGUCAUAAAGUUGCUGCAUAUCUGUUGGGUUCAGGUCCAUGAUGCUAUAAUUGACUGAUUAGGUAUUGCAAUAACAUAACAUUUGAACACUUGAAAAAGUGGCAAGUGAGUGUAUAAUCUUCAUAAACCCCUAUUUUUUUAUGACAAACAAAAGGCUAAUGCUGGUUAGCCAUAGCAAUGCUAGCUGAUGUCCCUAUCCCAGCUUUUAUGGUAAAUUAUUGUUUGCUGCUGCUUAGUUCAACACUUGUAGAUUUUCCAGGAAGAUAUAUGAGAAGACCAAUAAAUAUCUGUGUGCGUGUGCGCCCGCGCCCACACGUGCAUGCAUUUAUGUGUUUGUGUUAAAGAUGAAGCUAGUGCCAGUAAAACUAAGCUUAUAUUAGUUUAACAGAAACUUUAACAUAACCUUUAAAAACAAAUAUGAUAUUUAGAGGGGUUUUUUUUUUUAUUAACCAAAGUGACUGUUUUUUUAUUUUAUUUACAAAUUUAUUUUAAUUUAAUUUAUUUAUUUAUUAGGUUCGGUUCUAAUCCUGCUGUCAAGUAUUUAUUUAACAUUAAACAUUGCACCAUAGAUUAGAAAACUGAUGAGUUACAUGUGUAAGCUAUUUAUGACCAGCAGUAUCAAGGGACACAGUUGGCGGGGAGCACACUGAGUAACCUCUAAUGUUUAAGUGUAUGAAGUGUAAAGUUUCAGAGCUCUAAUAUGUGUCUGUCAGUUUAGAAACAAACAGCAACACCGAGGGCAAACUGAGCAGUAACACCAAUAUAUUACUGGCCACUUGUGGGGAUCAAAUCAUAUAAUUAACAAUUUCUGUAGCUUUAGACUCACUAAUCUUAUUUACAGCAGGAGCAAUGUUGUGUUUUACUGUAUAUAAUCUAUGUUCUUUAUAGAUCCUUAUCAUAUUGUCUCUGUUUGGAAUAGCUGGUCAAUUUUGUGCAGUCAAAUAUCAAAUGGCCCUUUUAUGUGAGCUAACACUAAGAAACCUUGGCUCUGUUGAACUUGGCUAUGUUAAACUUCUCAAACCAGAGCUCUUUUUGCCUUCUACAGUGGCUCUCUGAGUGUGUGUAUAUGAAUAUGAAUAUGAAAAUUGUGUUUAAAAGUUAAAAACAAUUAACCUUAGUUAAGUUUUAAUCUUCUGUUAACUAAAAAGUACAUCGCACCCAACAUCUAUCACCUGGCUUAUCAUUUUACUUUAACUCAACCUCAAUAG
This is a messenger RNA of Haplochromis burtoni (Burton's mouthbrooder), 9675 nucleotides long. RefSeq names its product small muscle protein X-linked (gene smpx). The record is from RefSeq and is a predicted model, not a curated record. The coding region runs from base 5723 to 7507 and encodes 594 amino acids. The transcript is spliced from 5 exons. NCBI's taxonomy places the organism in Eukaryota, Metazoa, Chordata, Actinopteri, Cichliformes, Cichlidae. Gene Ontology annotation, molecular function: protein binding.